Molecule: messenger RNA, 576 nt
Organism: Colletotrichum paranaense
Lineage: Eukaryota; Fungi; Ascomycota; Sordariomycetes; Glomerellales; Glomerellaceae
Product: extracellular serine-rich protein
Exons: 3
Coding region: 1-576 (191 amino acids)
Source: RefSeq, a predicted model, not a curated record
AUGAAGUUCAGCAUCGUCGCCGUCUAUCUCUCUGCCUUUGUAGGAGGCUCCUUAGCUGCCGCUCUCAGUGAGCGUCAGGCACCACCUGCACCAGGCCCCGCUCCCCCAACGCCCAAGGUCAUCCCCGUUGUCGUCGGGAGCCCGACUCGUGAGAAGUCUCUACUUUUCUAUCCUGAGGUCGUAAAGGCAAACCCUGGCGACAUUGUUCAGUUCCAGUUCUGGCCCAACAACCAUACCGUCACUCAGGCCGCGAACACCCAGGCCCCGUGUAACCCUCUCCAGGAUAUGAUGCCAAAUGGCGUUCAUUCUGGUUUUAUUCCAGGAGUCACAGACGGCUCUCCAGUCGGCACUUUCAACGUGCAGGUCGAGAACACUGAGCCCAUGCUGAUGUACUGCGCUCAAGGCAUGCACUGCCAACUUGGCAUGGUCAUGAUCAUUAACCCUAAGGCGGACGCCGAUGUCCAAGCGUACAAGAUGGCCGCCAAGGGAUCACAGAUGAACGUCCCUGCCAAGAAUGUGGCUGGUGGCUCUGCGGGCAGGAUUCCCUCCAAUUUGGCUGUUCCGCCUGUUGUGUAG